UGAGAAAAUUUUUCAAAAAAUUGUAGAAAUCAUAAGUGAAAAGGCUUCAAAAAAGUUGAAUAAAGAUUGAAAUAGUGCAAUGAUGUGCUAAGUGUUUUAGGAUUAUAAAUAUUUGAAAGAAAAUAUGGAUUUACGGCAUUUUCUUUUUAUUUGCGGGUUGUUCAUUUCUGUGAUUCUAGAAAUAUCUUGCUCUAGUUUUUCUAAUCCAUACCAAAUAUUGGGAGUUGACAAGAGAGCUACCCUUCCUGAAUUAAAGAGGGCAUAUAAGCAGUUGGCAAAAGAAUGGCAUCCUGAUAAAUCUGAUCAUCCGGAUGCUGAAAAAAAAUUCAUCGAGAUCAAGCAAGCAUACGAGCUUUUAUCGGAUGUGGAAAGAAGAAAAGCUUAUGACGGUCAUGGAAUAACAAAUGAAGAUUAUCUUGAAAAUAUGUACGCUCGAUAUCGUGAACAAAAAAACAAACAAAUGUACAAUAAUUUCGCUCGAUAUAAUCCUGAUAGUCCUAUAAAUGACUAUUUUCCACCUAAAAGGAAUUAUGAGGAAGUGCCAGAUAACACCAUGUACCAUAAACUGUCCAUUACCACAAGAUAUUAUGAAACAAAUGUUUUACCUAAAAGCAAACACUCACCGCACCUCUUAAUAUUCUACACAGAUUGGUGCUUUAGUUGCUUGAAAAUUUCCCCUGCUUUUAAGAAGGUAAUCGAAGCACUUGAGAGUUUAGGAGUUGUAAUGGCAUCUGUCAAUCUUGCUCAUGAAAAUCAAUUAGCAAGAAAGGCAGGAGUCAGCGGUGUACCGAAUCUUGUCUUAGUUGUUGAUGAACAUCCUUAUGUUUAUAAAGGAACCAUCACAAAUGUGCAAAUGGUUGUUGAUUUCGUAAGGAAUAAGUUACCAUACAAACUUGUUACUCCUGUUGAUGAUGAGAAAUGUGACGAAUUUUUGAAAGGAUGGCACGAUAACAAAGUUAGAGCUUUAAUAUUUGAACCUCGUCAACAGCCUCGUCUUCGUUAUCUUCUGACGGCAUAUUUUUUUAACAGUCGUGUUCACUUUGGAUUUGUGCAAACAUUGAAUAAGGAAUCAAGCAAAAUAAUUGAACGUUACAAAGUUAAUCCAAAACUUGACACGGUUUUGCUUUUUAAAGAAGAUUCCUUGAGACCAGUUGCUAGUAUUUCAAUGAGUGAAAUAAAAUCAGCAACUUUAGCUAACAUAAUUUCAUCAAAUCAAUACUUAGCUUUGCCACGAUUAUCUUCACAAGGAAUGAUGGAUGGAAUUUGCCCAGCUGAGUGGCAUCUUCCUCACAAGAGACUCUGCGUGAUUUUAGUCACUGAAAAUUCUGUUCAACAUGAUUAUGCUCGACAAGUUUUACGUCGUGUUGCGAUUGAAUCGAAUCAUACCGCAGAACAAGUUAAAUUUGCUUACAUUUAUAAGGACAAACAGAAAGAUUUUGUAAGAGCUAUAAGUACAAAUAACAAACCAGAUGAUGCGCUUUUGAAAGUCGUUAUAAUUUGGCGUCGAGACAGAAAGCAUCUUAAAUAUGUCUGGAUAGAAGAUCUAAAAUUAGACGAAUCAAAUGAUAUUGGUGAGGAUGAAGAUAAUUUCAAUAAGACGAAGCAGAAAAUUGAUGAAACAAUUGAAAAACUGAUAAAGUCAUUUGAAUCAUUGUCGCAUGAAGUUGAAGUAAAGGAUUUAUUUGAUGAACAUUCACAAAAUCUUGCCACUCGUGUCAUCAAAAGGAUUAUUAUCGGCAUCGAUUAUAUGUAUGAUAGCUUAGGAAAUGAGCACAUCUUCCCUGCAAUAUCUGCUAUCGGAACUGUUCUGUUCAUAUUAGGAGUCGGUUAUCUGAUGACUUAUCUCGUUAAAAUGGAAGAAGAAAAUAUACGAAAACUGGGAUAUAUUUCUACGAAGAAACAUCAAAUGGAAGCUGACAAGAAAACUGCCAUGCCUGAACUUCGAAUUCAUGAAAUGAGAGCUGAAAAAUAUAAUGGAUUGGUUCGAUUGCUGAAACCUGGAUGUAGAACAAUUAUUCUCAUUACCGACACAAAAUCAAGACCAAAGCUUUUACCUGGUUAUCACAAAGCCAUUUGGCCAUAUCGAAAGAAUAAAACAUUGCUGUUUGGAAUUUUGGCAAUUGAAAGAGGCGUGAGUUGGUAUUCGGAACUUUUAAGAUUGUCCAUGACCGAGUCAAGAGAUCUUAUAAUAAAUCCUAGAAACUGUAUUGGAACUGUUCUAGCAUUGAAUGGUCAUCGUAAAUAUUUCUGCGUGUACCAUGCAAAGCAUCCUGAAACAAGUCGUGGAACAAAACGUAUGCUUCAAAUGGCAAAACGAUUGAGCUUUGAAUACGGAGACCCAGAAGCUGGAGCUUUCUUGGGUUUGGAAAGUGACGACUCAUCCGAUCAAGCAACUGAAGCAAUCGAUGACUCAAAAAUUCUUUUGGAAGAGAAUCUUUUAGAUGGGUUGAGUAACUGGUUAGAUCGUCUCUUCGAAGGAUCAACACAUCGUUAUUUCAUUAACUACUGGCCAGAUUUUCCAACAAAAUAAACUUGUUUAAAUUAUUAAAAUGAAUUAUUAUUAAUCUUUCUACCUUUAAUAUUCAUUAUAAAGGAAUGCUGAUUUUAAAGAUCUCUUUCAUGAAAUUUAUGUCACAAACUAGUCAAUAAUUUAAAAAUUAAUUUAUGUUGCCGCCAAUGACCAAACUAUAAAAUUCAGGAUAAAAUUUCAUCACAUCUCAAGCCAAAUCAUCUGACACCCGCUAAAUAAUUAAAUAAGUAGUUUCAUGUAAUUGAUAUUUGUUAAAAUCUGUAAAGUAUCCUUUUUAAAAAUUGUUGAUUAUGAUCCUUGUCAAGAGUGAAAAGGAAGUUUUCUUGGUAAUUGAAGCUUGAGUAAACUUCAGUUCUCUCUGAGACAUCGAAAUAUCAACAAGGAAUUAAUAAAAAUAAUUAAAAAACGUAAGCAUU
Molecule: messenger RNA, 2946 nt
Organism: Clunio marinus
Lineage: Eukaryota; Metazoa; Arthropoda; Insecta; Diptera; Chironomidae
Source: the annotation of a GenBank genome assembly